Molecule: messenger RNA, 1646 nt
Organism: Esox lucius (northern pike)
Lineage: Eukaryota; Metazoa; Chordata; Actinopteri; Esociformes; Esocidae
Gene: kpna7
Product: karyopherin alpha 7 (importin alpha 8)
Exons: 13
Coding region: 12-1583 (523 amino acids)
Biological process (GO): NLS-bearing protein import into nucleus
Cellular component (GO): cytoplasm; nucleus
Molecular function (GO): protein binding; nuclear import signal receptor activity
Source: RefSeq, a predicted model, not a curated record
GGCCUCCCUCAAUGUUGAAAAUGCCCACCAAGAACGUGACCGAUGACCGUCUGAACAAGUUCAAAAAUAAGGGCAAAGAGCCGUCGAAACUCCGUGAACGUCGGAUAGCGGAGUGCGUGGAGUUGCGUAAAGCCGCGAAGAACGAGAACUUCCUCAAACGGAGGAACAUCUCCACUCUCCCAGAUGAUGAGUCCAUGCUGUCUCCGGAAUUCAGCAACGACAACCAUGAGGUAACCCUCACCACCAUUGAGGAGAUCAUUGGCCAUGUGAACAGUGACUGCAAGGAGAGGCAGACACGAGGAUGUCAGGCAGCCAGGAAGCUGCUGUCUCGUGAGCGCAACCCUCCUCUGAAGGAGAUUGUGGAGGCUGGGCUGCUCUCGCGGUUCGUGGAGUUCCUAGCGAGAGAUGAUGAACCCAGUGUGCAGUUCGAGGCUGCUUGGGCCCUCACCAACAUCGCUUCAGGGACGUCCUGGCACACCCAGCAGGUAGUGGAGCAUGGUGCAGUUCCAGCCUUCAUAGCUCUGCUAGCAUCACCCAUGUUGCACAUCAGUGAACAGGCUGUCUGGGCCCUGGGAAACAUAGCAGGUGACGGUCCAGCAUAUCGAGAUGCACUCAUAGACUGCAAUGUCAUCCCUGCUCUGUUGUCCAGAAUCACUCCAGACACUCCUGUUGGUUACCUUCGUAAUCUGACAUGGACCCUGUCAAACCUCUGUAGGAACAAGAACCCGUUCCCUCCCCUGUCAGCUGUUCAACAGGUGCUCCCCUCCCUGGUCCAGCUCCUCCACAUGAGUGACAAGGACAUUCUGAGUGAUGCAUGCUGGGCCGUAUCCUACCUGACUGACGGCGCUAACGAGCGUAUCGACAUUGUGGUGAAGACUGGCAUAGUUCCCCGGCUUGUGGCCCUCUUAGGUUUUGAGGAGCUGACUGUGGUGACCCCAGCGCUGCGCUCAAUCGGUAACAUCGUGAGCGGUUCUGACCUCCAGACUCAGGUAGCGAUCGAUGCAGGGGUCCUGUCUGCCCUGCCCGGCCUAAUGAGACACAGCAAGGCCAGCGUUCAGAAGGAAGCAGCGUGGGCUGUGUCCAACAUCGCUGCUGGCCCCGCGCAGCAAAUCCAACAACUGCUGACCUGUGGGCUGCUGCCUCCGCUUAUAGAUCUGCUGCGAAAUGGGGACUUUAAGACCCAGCGUGAAGCGGUGUGGGCCAUAACCAACUUCACCAGCGGGGGCACUGUGGAGCAGGUGAUCCAGUUGGUCCAGUCCGGAGGCCUGGAGGCCAUCCUCAACCUGCUGACGGUCAAAGACGCCAAGACCAUCCUCGUCAUUAUGGACGCCAUCAACAACCUGUUCUUGGCAGCGGAGAAGCUGGGUGAAACUGACAAGCUGUGCCUCCUGGUUGAGGAGCUGGGAGGGCUGGAUAAGAUCGAGCAGCUGCAGAACCAUGAGAAUGACACUGUGUACCGGACAGCCCAGGGACUAAUAGAGAAGUUCUUCACUGAUGACGAGUCAGAUUGUCUGCAGACGGAGGCCACUGAUUCAGCCUUCAUCUUCAAGACCCCAGAUGUCCAGAAGACCUUUGAGUUUUAAUGUUACAAGACCCUGAUAAUGGAAUACAUAUUUGAAAUCUAAUAAAUAUUUUUGCAUAUCUGA